GGGCGGAGCGAGAACACGUCCGGGACAGGUUUGAGAACUCGCUGUUCAACAUCCAUGCUGUUCACGGACUUGAGAAUCGGAAGAGCACCUGGACUGAGGCUGAUGAUGUUUUCACACGUACGGACAAGUACGCGCAAGUGUAGAUAUUGAGUAUCGGCCACGGACUUUCUACCGUUACAUUAUAUAACUCUGCCGGCACACUGUCACGUGUUUGCUCCGUGUCGCACAGCUGCCAGAGUAAAGUUACACAACAUGCCAGCAGAGAAAGUUCCUGACACUCCAAUGGAGGUCCUUGUGGAUCUGCUUACAAAAGCCAACAAGUUAGCUGCAUCAAGUGGAAAUGUCCCAGAAGAGUUGAAGGGUCAUUUGCAGAAGGCCCUGGACGUAGCCAGCGGCAUGGACGACUAUCUGGAGAAAAUGACCACACAGGAAAGUGAACCUCUGGCAGAGCUUUACAAAAAAACUAUUUCUCAUGACUGGGAUGAGGUGUACAAAGAGGGCAAAACUAUGUACCGUCUUCCCAAAGAAUGCAUCACUGGACAUGUUGAAGGCCAGACCCUUAAGAUGCUGAUUCACAUGAGUCAAGCAAAGGCAGUUCUAGAAAUUGGGAUGUUCACUGGCUACGGUGCCCUGUCCAUGGCGGAAGGUCUCCCCGAGGACGGUCACUUAGUAGCUUGUGAGCUAGAGCCAUACCUCAAGGAGUUUGCCCAGCCUAUUUUUGACAAGUCACCACAUGGCAGGAAGAUAACAGUCAAGACUGGAUCUGCCAUGGACAUCAUAAAGGAACUGGCAGCUGCAGGUGAGCAGUUUGACUUGGUCUUCAUCGAUGCUGACAAGAGUAAUUACAUCAACUACUACAACUUUAUCCUGGACAACAACCUGCUGCGAUUAAGAGGCGUCAUGUGCGUGGACAACUCGCUCUUCAAAGCAAAGGUUUAUCUCAAAGACACCACGGAUAACAAUGGACUGGCGCUUAGAGAAUUCAACCAGUUUGUAACAGAUGAUCCACGUGUUGAACAGGUCAUCAUCCCUCUCAGAGAUGGCAUCAGUGUCAUCCGCCGUGUUUCUGUGACCCCCAAGGACUCAAAGUCACAGAGCAAAGUAAACAAGGACAAGGUUUUCUGUGGGGUCAAUGGACGAUCCAUUCUCGACCGGAUGCGCCUUGAUGGACAGGUGGCGUAUGUGACCGGUGCUGGUCAGGGGAUAGGCCGAGCGUUCGCCCAUGCUCUGGGAGAGGCUGGUGCGAAGGUGGCUGUAGUUGACCUGGACAAAGAAAAAGCGGAGGUCGUGGCUGAAGAGCUCCUUCUUAAAGGCAUCAUUGCCAUUUCAAUCACAGCUGACAUCAGCAAGUCGGACGAUAUCCAGAAGAUGAUUGACACCAUUGUCUCCAAGUGGGGAGCGAUCCACAUCGCAUGUAACAACGCCGGCAUCAACAUGAACUCAGCCAGUGAAGACACAACUCUGGAGGAGUGGGACCAAACCUUUAACGUCAACCUGCGGGGUACAUUCAUGUGCUGUCAGGCAGCAGGUCGAGUGAUGUUGAAGCAAGGAUAUGGCAAGAUUAUCAACACAGCCUCCAUGGCCAGUCUAAUAGUCCCUCAUCCUCAGAAGCAGCUUUCCUACAACACAUCCAAGGCUGGAGUGGUCAAACUGACUCAGACUCUGGGCACUGAGUGGAUGGACCGAGGAGUGCGUGUCAACUGCAUCUCACCGGGGAUUGUUGACACCCCUCUCAUCCACUCAGAGAGUCUGAGGCCUCUGGUGCAGCGCUGGCUGUCAGAUAUCCCUGCUGGUAGACUGGCUCAAGUGACAGACCUGCAAGCUGCAGUGGUUUACUUGGCAUCUGAUGCCUCCGACUACAUGACAGGGCAUAACUUAGUCAUAGAGGGUGGGCAAAGUCUGUGGUAGAGUGGGGAGAAGGAGAAGGGAUGGAAACUUUGUUCCUCUUCACUCUCCUGGGACGCGUUUCAGAAAUAGGUGGCGUUCACGUUAUCUUCCCUUGACACAUUCACAGCAUUUUGAUUCCAGUCUCACUAAUUCACAUUGACAAAAUAACAAAAAAGUUUUCAGAGUGGAAGCUUACUGUCCAAAUGAGGAAGAACAACAUUCUUUGUCCCCAACACGCUUGGGAAAGGGAAGAGUAUUCUGUAUGUUACUGUUUGUUUCUUACACACUUCACCUUUAAAAGCCACUGGAAUAAAUGAAUAUUUCUCUAUUAUAAUAAAGCUGGAAUGCUGAAAAAAA
This is a messenger RNA of Solea senegalensis (Senegalese sole), 2244 nucleotides long. RefSeq lists its product as uncharacterized. The record is from RefSeq and is a predicted model, not a curated record. NCBI's taxonomy places the organism in Eukaryota, Metazoa, Chordata, Actinopteri, Pleuronectiformes, Soleidae. The transcript has 11 exons. Gene Ontology annotation, molecular function: O-methyltransferase activity; oxidoreductase activity, acting on the CH-OH group of donors, NAD or NADP as acceptor. The coding region runs from base 253 to 1908 and encodes 551 amino acids.